AUGCGAUCACCUACUAAGGGGCUUCUUGCCCCUCCAAAAACAUUUCAGAAGUCGGAUGAUAAGAACUCAAGAUCAAGGUCCUCCAGUUUCUCGCGACUUUUCUCGUCAGGAUCUAGUGAUAACUCGCCGCGCCGGCAGGUUCCGCCGCUGCAGGAGAUAUCCACCUCGGCUAUUCCUCCAGAACUUGUGCCCAUUGUUACGCUGCUAUCUGCUCAAUCGCACAGGCGGUACCAUGAGGGCGUUUUCCUGAUUUUAAAAGACUUGAACAGUGACGGUAGCCCCGCCACUCGGACCUGGAAGGAGGUUUACGGUGUGCUAAUCGGAAACCAGCUAGCGCUGUGGGAUGCGCGCCUGCUCGCCGAAAACGGGCAGCGCCCCGAGGACCUAAUGGAAGCUACCUCCAAGCCAACUUACGUGAACUUUACAGAUGCGUCAUUCAGGCCUUUGGACCACAAAGAAGCCGUCAUUGCCGAGGGCAAAAAGCAGCUACAGAACACUAUUGUCGUUUCGACGACUUUGAAAAAUAGAUAUUUUCUACAGUUCAGCGAUAAAGAGGCAUUUACGCAAUGGCAUGCUGCACUCCGCCUUAGCGCAUUCGAGUUCACAGCUCUGCAAGAGGCAUACACAGGUGCGUUCCUAUCGACCAAAGGUGCAAAGCUUGGAGAUAUCCGGGUUAUUCUCGCUGACACAAAGUUUGAUUACGAAGACUGGGUGAGUGUAAGGUUUGGGGCUGGAAUGCCGUGGAAGCGCUGCUACGCAGUUGUUUCCCAACCAUCUAAGAAGAGCAAGAGCAAGCUUAUUUGUGGAGAAAUAAACUUUUAUGAAAACGAGAAGAAGACAAAAAAAGUGAAGGCAAUGACCACAGUCAAAGAUGCGUGUGCAGUUUACGCUCUCUAUCCAUCUUCCCCAGUUCUUAUCGAUACAUCAACAAUGAUAAAGCUUGAAGGUAAGGUCUCCUUCGGUAAGAAAGACGCACCAACCCUCACUGACAUCUUUAUUAUGCCUGAAAAGCACUACGCGGUGCCAGGCUACGAUACGAUCAUAAGGUUUUUGAUACCGAUAAUGAAUGCUUUCCAGCUUUACGGACGGCCCAAGAGGCUUAUUGCGGACAGAAAUAAUCUAGACUCUCUACUAUUUGGUCUUCCGACUCUACCACACGUCCACUUUCUGCAACUACAGGACAUUAUGCCAUUGGCGUCUUCAGCCUCCAAUAUGGAAUGGUCCAUUUUAGACUGGAGAAAUCAUAUUAAGGCUCUUCUGCUGAAAAAGAUUGACCAAGGAUAUACCGGUUGUGGCUCUAGCGAGGGUCUCACAGGCGCUCUAGCUUCCCCCGCCAUCGGCUCAAAUGACCUAUUCGACAGCUCUCCUCUGCCAACUUCCCCCUUGUUGGCAUCAGUAUCGCGACUACCCUCUGAAAACAAAACUGAGUUUGGUUCUAUCAAGUCCAACUUAAGAAACGCGGCAACGACCGACAACAUUGACGGGAAUACCAGUAAGUCCGGAUUACACGAUAGCUCCUCAAAGGCGUCAGACGAUAAGGGGUUUGUGACCGAAACUGCGCCAUCUGCAACUCAAGUAUCUAGAAACGGAGGGUCUUUUGAAGAUGUUUCUGACGAUAAGAAGCAGUCACGUAAGAAGCUCACACCUACGAUUGACAUACAGGAUUCUAACUUCAGCGAAUUUGAGAGAGAAGCGCUCAAACCUAAAACCAGCGAGGCGUUGGGCUUCAGGAAGUCGGAAUUAUCAACAAUUUACGACAAAUACUCUCAGAUGCCCUUUGGUGACAGUGCAGGUCAACCCCCAUCGUUGCCUAUCGAUCGCGAUAACCGGGAUUCCUUCGGUGCUUACAAUGAUUACAUAGGGUCACCUAAGGUCAAGAACUUGGAUAUUUCAAAUUUGAGGGAUUCCAAUAGCACAGAUCAAACGGAUCUGUCGCGAGUUCAUGAUUUUUCGGGAGAAGGUGGCAGAAGAAGCUUUGCUGAUAGCUUUCAGUCAGGAGAGCCGGCGCCCGCGGAAGAACGCUCAGUCAAAGACGAUGUUUUGGAAGAUUUCUACAGCUUGUCACAGCAAAUUUCGAAGAUGGGUCUUGAUAGCCAAGACCGCGCUUCUUUCAGCGCUUCAAAGGCCAACGUCAAUGACGACUUCAACUUUGAAGCAUCAGAAACCAAUGAUAGCAUUGGAGCUCUGGAUAACGUUUUUGAUCCUGACUACCUCGAGCAAAAUCAGAUGCUAGACAAUGAGAGUAACUACACUGCGAAUGAAAGCAAGUCGCAGUAUAGUGGUGACAACACAAACUUAAGUUACCAACCGCUACAACGCGACCAAGCUCAGCCUUCUUAUGGCGGUGAAGGCUUCACAUAUUCUCAGAAGCUCCCAAAGCAACGAGCAGCAAACCAUGUGGUAACCCCGACAUCGCCUCAGUUUUAUCCAAACCAUCCGGUCGAAAACCAAAAUGCAGGGUCCGCGGAAAGGUUGGGGAAGAUGAAACACUCGCCUGCAUAUCCAAACCUCAACACCGUGAACACGCAGACUAACGGCUCGCCAAGCCAUCGUAGAAACCCUGUUCCUCCUCCUCCCCAGGGAGCCCAGUAUUCCCCAAACAAUAUGCAACAUCGCCGCCCAGGCCCUCAGGGUGUACCCUCGGGAGCUCCAAGGCCAGUUCCCCAGCAGUACCCUCAGCAAGUACCCCAGCAAGCUUUCCAGCAGGUUCCCAGGGCGAUGUCCAAGCCGGUUCCCCAACAAGUUCCAUAUUCUAAUAGGCCUUAUGUCCCGGCCGGGGCCCCAAACGCCUAUGGAAGACCGAACCCGCCAGCACAAUACCCUCCCACUGGUGCCGUGCCAUUAGGGCAGCCAGGAAACCCUAGAGGACCUGGCUACGCUAUGGGCCCCCACCCACAAGCUAGGCCUAUGCGACACACCGCAUCUCAGACAAUGAACCAGGCGGCUCCGCAAGUUUUUUCGCAGUCGAUUCCGCAUCCUAACUCCAAGCUGCAAGCUAAAAGUGCACAACCUUCACCCAGGGCCGGUGGCUUCUCGCAGUUCAUGCCUGCAACAGCCAAUAAUCCCAACCCAUACAGUGCCAACCCUUAUACCUCGUGA
Lachancea thermotolerans CBS 6340 is the source of this 3099-nucleotide messenger RNA. It is a transcript of the gene SKG3, whose product is annotated as Skg3p. Bases 1 to 3099 code for a protein of 1032 amino acids. NCBI's taxonomy places the organism in Eukaryota, Fungi, Ascomycota, Saccharomycetes, Saccharomycetales, Saccharomycetaceae. The transcript has a single exon. The record is from RefSeq and is a predicted model, not a curated record.